AUGACGGAGACAUCACCAACGACUGUACGAAGGGAGUUUGCGAGAUGCGUAGUUCAAGCUGCAUCCCUAGUUGACCCCAUUUUCGAUCAUAAUAUCGCGUUUAGCGCAACGAUCGCCGAAUGGCGGCUUCAUCACCACGCGUGGCAACUAGCUGAUGGAACGGCUGAAGACCAUUGUUUCAUCAGUGUGUUACGCGAUGUGUUGGUCCAGGCAGGGGGGAGAAGUGAUGCGUGGCAUGGGACAUGGUUUCACGACGACCAAAUCACCACAGCGAUGCGCUUGGCAUGCCUCCGGUCACUUUUGGGGUGGCAUGGCGAAUUUCAAGGCGUUGAGCUCGAUACAGUUCAGCGCUUAUGGUUUUUACAGUCUUUUAGUGCAUUCGAGAACACACGGACGACAUCAGUAGAUGAUGUUAAACGCCAGGAUAAAAAUCUACGAAAACUUCUAACAAGUACCGAAAUUGACCUACCAGUCAUCGUACUUUUAGACCAGCCGUGGUCAAGCUACGUCAAAUUCAAGUUUUUCAUCAUUGUGGAAUACCGCACAGGACGCUUUCCGCCUUUCGGCCGGAUGCUCAUAUCCCUGGCAAGAGUCUCCAAAUUGCCUGAUUGUGUCACAAAGAUUAUCCAUGCUAUUUGCGACUUAACUGAUUUACAAACAACACAAUGCGACAGAGAACUCGAUGAUUACUGGAGAAAAUAUCUUUCACUGAGUAAAGCCCUCCAUCUCUGUCGCGAUCUACCGUCUGACAGCAACCAGGUUCAAUACUGCUGCGACCAUUUCCGGUUUCGCGUGCAGCGUUGGUGUCCCAGUUAUGGAAGGACGCACAAGGUCAGACGAAUUAUGCAGUGA
This is a messenger RNA of Truncatella angustata, 852 nucleotides long. RefSeq lists its product as uncharacterized. Bases 1 to 852 code for a protein of 283 amino acids. The transcript is spliced from 7 exons. The record is from RefSeq and is a predicted model, not a curated record. NCBI's taxonomy places the organism in Eukaryota, Fungi, Ascomycota, Sordariomycetes, Amphisphaeriales, Sporocadaceae.